GGUAGGCGUGCAUGCGACGACAGAAAUGUUGUCAUGUUAAGAAUUUAAGUUCACUAUCUUUUUCAUUAUUAUAUUUGUGUAGGGGCUCGCCAAUGGGAAAAAAGUUAUUGACGACAAGUGUGUAUGUUCUGUAUUGUCAGUAAAGUGCAGCUGAGCAAUCCAUGGUGUUGGUCGUGUUCCAUUAAAGCCACACAACGCAGAGGAUAACUUCAGCACACAGCAUCCUGCAGCCCGUGACAAGCGCGUCUUUUGCCUCAAAUACGUGACGUCAUGGGUAAUACGGGACAGUUGGCAACCCUAACUGCCAUUAAACAAAAAAAGAAGAAGCUGUCACGCCAAAUUUCUUCCCUCUACAAAAACCUUCCCUCCCCCAUUUACUUCCGUGGUCAUGUUUCCUCUUACGUCAUUGACAGCGAUCGAUAUCACUUCGGCUUUGACUGCCCGUCGCUGGAAGGAUACUUCGUCUUUGACAGCUGCUGGAAUCUGAAGAAAUCGAUUAUUGUUUUUUUUUUUGUACAGGCGCAAAACAGGACAGUCGCGUGCCGGUUAAGGACCCCCGGCAACUUUGUGAUUUUAUUGGACACAGCCCCGGAAGUAAGUGGGGGGGGUUUGUAGGUGGAAAGAAUUUGGCGUGACAAAGCCAACUUGGAAGUGGUCCAUUGAAAGGUUGCUAGCGCGACCUCCUGUACUGUAGAAUGUAGUAUGGACCAUAGGACAGGACGAAGAAGUCCCGUUAAGAAGCUGUGGAGGCCUAAGAUGCUCUACUAGUCUGCUGGAAAUCCAAAGAAGACGAAGGAGUAAAAAGCAAAAUGGCGUUUGACAGAGAAGGCCUAAACGUGGCCACUGGUCAUUAUUGUUUCUCUAUUUGUAUUUAGUGCAUACAUGUACGCAUAUAUGUCGUGUAGUAGAUGAAACAUUGUUAGUCAUUGUUUGUUUCCGGAUACAUUAGUCUGAGCGCACUUUAUGUGCUAGCUUAGCUUGCUAGUUAGCUUAGCUUGUUAGCUGCUAACAAAGAGACGCGGACGUUAUCAACACAUCGCUAAGUAGAGAUCAAAUGUGAGUGUAAAGUGUUGUGAUUGUGUGAAAAUGUGCGAAAGAACGAUAGCAAAGUAUGAGGAGGAACUUUGUCCAACACAAGAGGAGAAGGAGCGACAACAUCAACUUAUGGACGCUGUUUUCAAGAAACAUAAAGUUGUGUUACACAGAACAGACGUCCAGCAGCGCCCCCAUAUUAAAGAGGAAGAGGAGGAUCUACAGCCCCCCCACAUUAAAGAGGAAGAGGAGGAAGUGUGGAUCACUCAGGAGGGAGAGUGUCUUCUAGGGCAGGAGGAGGAUGAUGUCACCAAGUUUCCACUGACUGUUGUCUCUGUGAAGACUGAAGAGCAUGAAGACAAACCACCUGAGUCCUCACAGCUUCAUCACAGUCCAAACGUCCAGCAGGUGUCAGCAGAGAGUCAAGAAGAGAUUCCCUCCAAGCAGCAGGAGUGGAGCUCCAGUGUGGGACAGAAGGAGCUACAGGCCCCCCCACACAUUAAAGAGGAAGAGGAGGAACUGUGGGAGCAGCUUCAAAGGUUGGAGGAGGCUAAUGAUGAAGAUGAAGCUCAGUCCUUACAGCUUCAUCACAGUCAAAGUGAGGAGAACAGAGGGGCGGAGCUUGUAAGUCAACACAUCACAGAAGCUGAUGGAGAGCAUUGUGAAGAUAUAAAGUCAGAACCAGACAGCAUCUUUGCUCCACUGUCAGACAUGGACCACAUGAUGUCUGAUCACAGUGACCACAUCCAAAAACCUUUGGAGAGUAAAUAUGACUCUAAAGGUGAUACGAGACAUCACACUAACAACAAACACUUUGACUGCUCUGAAUGUGGGCAAUCAUUUAGACUGAAGAGUCAUUUUACACUACACAUGAGAAUGCAUAGUGGAGAGAAACCUUUUACUUGCUCUGUUUGUAAGAAGAGUUUCUCCACAAAGCAAAGCAUGACCGUACACAUGAGAACACACACUGGAGAGAAACCUUUUACAUGCUCAGUGUGUCCCAAAAGAUUCUCCAUAAAUUCUCAUAUGAAAAGACACAUGAGAACACACACUGGAGAGAAACCUUUUUUCUUGCUCAGCUUGUGCUAAAAGAUUCAACACUAAGAAUGACAUGAUAUUACACAUGAGAACACACACAGGUGAGAAACGUUUUGCUUGCUCAGCUUGUGCUAAACGAGUCAACACUAAGACUGACAUGAUAUUACACAUGAGAACACACACUGGUGAGAAACCUUUUACUUGCUCUGUUUGUAAGAAGAGUUUCUCCAGAAAGCUUGACAUGACCAAACACAUGAGGACACACACUGGAGAGAAACCUUUUCCAUGCUCAGUGUGUCCCAAAAGAUUCUCCUUAAAUUCUCAUAUGAAAAGACACAUGAGAACACACACUGGAGAGAAACCCUUUAAUUGCACUGUGUGUGAUAAGAUGUUCAGGUAUAGGCAGCAGAUCAGUAGACACAAGUGUGUAACAGUAAUGGAAGCUGCAGGGAUUUAAAAACACUUAAACAGUGAUUGUGCUAAAUGUAGUUUAAAAACACAGCAUGUUUAAUAUGAAUGUAUAUUUGAUGUUGUAUGUAGUGCUUCUCAUCUUCUAGUCUUAUAUGUUGUCCUGUAAUUACUUUUUAAGUUGUGUGCAUUUAUUGAAUAUUAUAUAUGUAGCCACUAUUUUAUUCUAUGUUCUCAUUGUUAAACAGAGGACAUUUUAUUAUUUUCAUUUGUUUUUUUUCACACAUUUUUUCUAUUUUAUUUUAUUGAUGUUAUUAUCCAAUUAAAAGUAUGAAUGAAUAAAAUGGUUAACAAAAUGUGGACUCUGGUAGAUUAGCAGCAUUGUUACAUCAUGGAUGUUAACUACUGUAAAACAUCAACAAAGAAGAAAAAGGCUGAAG
Entelurus aequoreus (snake pipefish) is the source of this 2918-nucleotide messenger RNA. RefSeq names its product zinc finger protein 33A-like. Lineage: Eukaryota; Metazoa; Chordata; Actinopteri; Syngnathiformes; Syngnathidae. The record is from RefSeq and is a predicted model, not a curated record. The transcript has 3 exons. Gene Ontology annotation, biological process: regulation of transcription by RNA polymerase II. Bases 1087 to 2121 code for a protein of 344 amino acids. Gene Ontology annotation, molecular function: DNA-binding transcription factor activity; RNA polymerase II cis-regulatory region sequence-specific DNA binding.